UUUCAUAUACACUCUCUUCUCUCCAAAUCCCAAAUGUCUCCCUUUUCUCUCUCCUCUCUCCAAUCCUUGAUUCAUCGAGGAUCCUCUCGAUCAUUCGCCCGAUCGUAGCACCUCACGAUCCAAGAUCUCCUCAUCUUCGUCCUAAAUUAGGUGGAAAUCUUGAUCUCUGGUGCCGAUCUCAGAGAUUUUUGUGGGAAAUGGCGGCAGCUCGACCGCCCCAAAGCCCUAACAUGAACGACUUCGAGGUUAUGUUCAAGCGAGCGGAUUUGGAUCAGGACGGGAGAAUUAGCGGAUCUGAGGCUGUUGCCUUCUUCCGAGGAUCGAAUUUGCCCCAGCAUGUCUUAGCGCAGAUAUGGAUGCACGCAAAUCAUAACCAAGCUGCUUUUCUUGGUCGCCCAGAGUUUUUCAAUGCAUUGAGACUUAUAACAGUGGCCCAAAGUGGGCGAGAACUAACACCAGAUAUUGUGAAGGCAGCACUUGGUCCAGCUGCAGCUAAAAUUCCUGCGCCUCAGAUAAAUCCGGUGCCUGCUCCUUCAGCACAGAUGAGUUCCAUGGCUUCUUCUACAACCCAGGCAAAUGCCAUGCCACCGUCCACACAAGUGGGAGCUGUGAGACCAAGUGUCUAUCAAAAUCCUGGUGUCAGGGGACAACAAGCCCUUCCCAAUAUGGGCAUGAAUCAACAGUCGUUUCCUUCUCCUAAUAACCAUUUGAUGAGGCCACCUCAAGCCACGGCAACUACUGUUUCACUUCCAAUGCAAGGACUUGGUCAAGCUCCUUCUGGGGGAGGUAUAACUGGUCCACGUCUUCCAUCUUCAAGUGCACCGAAUUUAUCAACUGAUUGGCUUGGUAGGAAUAGUGGAGCUGCUGCUAGGUCUACUGCACAACUUCCUGUUAGAGGAGCUGCUCCUGCAAGCCAAAAUGGAUCAGGGUUAGAACAAUUGGGGAUGGCUUCUGGAGUAGCUGCAAAGCAAAAAGCACCCAUUCUUUCUUCUUCAGUUCAGCCAAAUCCUGUAGAUUCAGCCUUGCCAUCAUCGCAACCUGCUUCUAUUGAUUCAAAAGCACUAGUUCUGUCUGGAAAUGGUUUUGCAUCUGAUUCAGCAUUUGGUGAGGAUAUGUUUUCUGCUGCUCCUCAAGCUAAGCAGGAAGCCUCAACAUCUUCCUUUUCUUCCAGCAGUUUGUCUGGUUCAUCCAACAUCAUUUCUGCAUCCCAGAAUCUUACUAAGCCAGGCCAACCCAAUCCUAUGCACCUUUAUCAAGGUGGCAGUCAGUUACAAAGUCAGCCAUUGGUAAAGCAAAAUCAACGAGACACUGCACAAGGCACAUUGGCCUUGGCUACAUCAAAUCUGUCAGUUGGACCUUCGACUCCCAUUUCUAGUGAUUCUCAGGUUCCAUGGCCGAAGAUUACUCAGUUUGAUAUUCGUAAGUACACUAAGGUGUUUGUGGAGGUAGAUAAGGACAGAGAUGGAAAAAUCACUGGAGAAGAAGCACGCAAUCUGUUCCUUAGUUGGAGACUACCCAGAGAGGUCUUAAAGCAGGUUUGGGACUUAUCUGACCAGGAUAAUGAUAGCAUGCUUUCACUGAGGGAGUUCUGUACUGCCCUUUAUUUGAUGGAGCGCUACCGUGAAGGGCGUCCACUUCCAGCCGUUCUUCCAAAUAGCUUAAGGUUUGAUGAAACAUUAUCACUGGCUACAGGUCAAUCCUCAAAUGCUUAUAGUGGUUCCAGUUGGCAGCAAAAUCAAGUAUCAACUCAGCAAAGAGUUCCUGGUCCAAGGCCUGUAAUGGCUUCUAACAUGAUGAAGCCACCUCGAGCUCCAUUACCAUCUCUACCUGAGGAACCAGUGCCGCAGAAACAAAAGGCAAGAGUACCAGUUUUGGAAAAGAAUCUGGUAAACCAACUCAGUGAGGAUGAGCAGAAAACAAUUAACUUAAAAUUCCAAGAAGCAACAGAUGCAGACAAAAAGGUACAAGAAUUGGAGAAGGAGAUCCUUGAUUCCAAAGAGAAGACGGAAUUUUAUCGCGCUAAGAUGCAGGAACUUGUUCUAUACAAAAGUAGGUGCGACAACAGGCUAAAUGAAAUCGUGGAAAGGAUCUCUACUGAUAAACGUGAGGUUGAAUCUUUGGCGAGGAAAUAUGAAGACAAAUAUAAGAAUGUUGGAGAUGUAGCGUCAAAGCUUACACUAGAUGAAGCUACAUUUCGUGAUAUCCAGGAUAAAAAACUGGAAUUAUACAAUGCAAUAGUUAAAAUGGAACAAGGUGGAACUGCCGAUGGUGUUCUUCAGGAUCGAGUGGACAAGAUACAAUCUGAUCUUGAAGAGCUAGUGAAAACGUUAAAUGAAAGAUGCAAACAAUAUGGAUUACGAGCUAAGCCAACUUCAUUGGUCGAGCUUCCUUUUGGUUGGCAACCUGGCGUACAAGAAAGUGCUGCUGAUUGGGAUGAAGACUGGGACAAAUUCAAUGAUGAAGGGUUUGCAAUUAUAAAGGAGCUCACAAUUGAGGUAGAAAAUACUGUUGCCAAACCCAAGCAGCCUCCUGUUAGGAGUGAUAAACCUUCUGCUGCAGAAAUAUCCACUGUUCCUUCGUCCUCCAAUGAUGAGAAAAAGACUGAGUCUGGCAAACAUGAGGUGUCUACCAUUUCAAUGUCAUCCAAUGAAGAAGAUAAGGCUGAGAUCCCUUCUGGCAAUGGGGAGCGUGCCACUGAAAAUGAAUCAACUUAUGCCCACAGUGAAGAUGGUUCGGCAAGAAGCCCUCAUGUGAGUCCUAGAAGAAGUGCUUUAGAGAUCUCAUCUCCCGAUUGUCAAUCAAAUCAGCAUGGAAUGCAUGAUCUUUCUCCCCAUGCUAAAGAUGGUCAAAGUGAUCAUGGUGGUGCUGAAUCCACAAUAUCUGGAGACAAAUUUCCUGAUGAACCAUCAUGGGGUGCAAAGUUUGAUACCGACGAUGCUGAUUCUGUGUGGGAUUUUAGUUCAACAAACACAAAGGAGAUUGAUCAUGACAGAAGUCUACAUGAUUCUUUCUUCGGUCCUGGAGACUUUGGUCUCAACCCAAUUAGGACAGGAGGGUCUCCAAGUGCCGAAAGUGUCUAUGGAGCAGACAAGAAAGGCCCAUUUUUCGAUUCUGUUCCAAGUACUCCACUAUACAACUCUAGCUUCUCACCAAGAUUCAACGAAGCUUCAGAAGACCAUUCUUUCAGUCGAUUCGAUUCCUUCAACAUGAGUGAUGGAGGAUUAUUUCCAACACGUGACUUUUCGAGGUUUGAUUCAAUGCGAAGCACUCCGAGCCUUGCUAGGUUUGAUUCAAUGAGAAGCACUAGUGAUGCUCCUUUUGGGGGCCUUGAAGGGUUUGACUCAAUGCAUAGUAGUAUCCCUCCACUUGGUAGUCUUCAACGAUUUGAUUCUAUGCGAAGCACUUCUGAGUAUGGUGGAGGUUUCUCAUCAUUUGAUGAUACUGACCUGUUUGGGUCUACCGGACCUUUUAAGACCUCGGAAACGCCGAGAUGGUCCUCCGAAACUCCGAAAUGGUCCUCAGAUACACCCAAAUGGUCCUCAGAUACACCCAAAUGGUCAUCAGAAACUCCAAGGAGAAGUACUGAUAGUUGGAAUGCUUUCUAGAGGUUUUUUCCAGUUGUUGGUGACUUCAAUAUCGGAGUGUUCGAUUAUAUGUGGAAAUAUAAAAGACGGGUUUGUUUAUGGAUCGGUUUCUUGUAUACACAGCAGUUCACUUGUUCAUGAGAUAUAUAUUUGACGAGGGUGUUUUUUGUCCACAUUGACGUUUCGGACGCUUGUUAUGCCCAUGCAAUCUUUGUUGGUUGGGAGUUGAUUAUUUCUUUGUUGAUGAGGGAUUUUUGCUGGCACUCUUUUAUGUUGUGUAUUCAUUAUUGUUUGCGACUGUAUUGUAUUCAUUAUUAUUUGUGAAUAAGUAUUUGACGGUAGCGCUGCAUUUUCAGUUU
This is a messenger RNA of Asparagus officinalis (garden asparagus), 3943 nucleotides long. Its product is annotated as epidermal growth factor receptor substrate 15-like. Gene Ontology annotation, biological process: endocytosis; endosomal transport. Gene Ontology annotation, cellular component: cytoplasm; intracellular membrane-bounded organelle; plasma membrane. Gene Ontology annotation, molecular function: protein binding; calcium ion binding. The record is from RefSeq and is a predicted model, not a curated record. Bases 198 to 3605 code for a protein of 1135 amino acids. NCBI's taxonomy places the organism in Eukaryota, Viridiplantae, Streptophyta, Magnoliopsida, Asparagales, Asparagaceae. The transcript is spliced from 13 exons.